Suncus etruscus (white-toothed pygmy shrew) is the source of this 1390-nucleotide messenger RNA. It is a transcript of the gene LRRC17, whose product is annotated as leucine rich repeat containing 17. Gene Ontology annotation, molecular function: protein binding. The record is from RefSeq and is a predicted model, not a curated record. The transcript has 3 exons. NCBI's taxonomy places the organism in Eukaryota, Metazoa, Chordata, Mammalia, Eulipotyphla, Soricidae. The coding region runs from base 1 to 1323 and encodes 440 amino acids.
AUGCGCGUGGUUACCAUCAUAAUCCUGCUCUUCUUUUGUAAAGCAGUUGACCUCCGCAGAGCAAACCCAGGAGGUUCAAAAAACCGAGCAAGCCAUGGCCGGGCGGGAGGAGGUCGGCGAGGCUCCAAUCCCGUUAAACGCUAUGCACCAGGCCUCCCCUGCGAGGUAUAUACAUACCUUCACGAGAAAUACUUAGACUGUCAAGAGAGAAAACUAGUGUAUGUGCUGCCCGGCUGGCCUCGGGAUUUGUUGCACAUGCUGUUAGCAAGAAACAAGAUUCGCAUACUGAAGAACAACAUGUUUUCUGCAUUUAAAAGGCUGAAAAGCCUUGAUCUGCAACAGAACGAAAUCUCCAAAAUUGAGACCGAGGCUUUCUCCGGUUUAAUCAAACUGACCACACUCUUACUGCAACACAACCAGAUCAAAGUGCUGACAGAGGAGGCGUUCAUUUACACCCCGAUGCUGAGAUACUUGCGUCUAUAUGACAACCCCUGGCACUGUACAUGUGACAUGGAACCACUCAUCUCCAUGCUGCAGAUUCCAGGAAACCGAAAUUUGGGCAACUACGCCAAGUGUGAAAGUCCCCAUGAACUGAAAAACAAAAAACUGCGACAGGUCAAGUCUGAAGAGAUAUGUAAUGAAGCAGAGGCACCAUCGGAACCUAAACCCCAAGUGUCAGGGAGACCUGCAGUGCUGAAGCCUGAGGAAGACUUGACUCUUUGCCACAAUUACAUGUUUCCAAUCCAGAUGCUAGACUGCAAAAUGAAAGAUAUGAAGAAAGUUCCCAAAAACAUCCCUCCAGAUGUUGUUAAACUUGACUUGUCAUACAACAAAAUCCAUCAACUUCGACCCAAAGAGUUUGAAGAUGUUUAUGAACUAAAGAAAUUAAACCUCAGCAGCAAUGGCAUUGAAUACAUAGACCCAGCUGCUUUUUCAGGACUCAUUCAUUUAGAAGAGUUAGAUUUAUCAAACAACAACUUACAAAACUUUGACUACGGAGUACUAGAAGAUUUAUAUUUUUUGAAACUCUUGUGGCUCAGAGAUAAUCCUUGGAGAUGUGACUACAAUAUCCACUACCUCUACUACUGGUUAAAACAUCACUACAACGUCCACUAUAAUGGUCUGGAAUGCAAAGUGCCCAAAGAAUAUAAAGGGUGGUUUGUGGGAAAAUAUGUUCGCAGUUACUAUGAAGAAUGCCCCAAAGACAAACUGCCAGCAUAUCCUGAAACAAUGGACCAGGAAACUGAAGAGGAUGAAUGGGAAAAAACACACAGGGACCACACAGCAAAGAAGCAGAGUGUCCGAAUCACUAUCGUGGGAUAACUUAAACACUGCUCUGGUGGCAGCUAGUUUUGCAUUUGUUAUACUAGUAUUGAAAAAUUAUGUUUAC